AAAUUGUAAAUAACAUUGUGAGUGGUUUGAACAGUGUGGUUCACAAGUAUUUCGCAAUCGACGUUGUGAAAAGGUAGUAGUCUGAUUAUUUCCAGCUGAAAAUAUGGCCAAACAAUAUUCGUUAUCCGACAUAAAGACCCACAACGACAACAAGAGCACCUGGAUAGUUAUUCAUAAUAACGUCUAUGAUGUGACGAAUUUUUUGAAUGAGCAUCCUGGAGGUGAGGAAGUGCUGCUAAACAAUGCUGGCAAGGAAGCCAGUGAAAACUUCGAACUCAUAGGCCACUCUAGCGAUGCAAGGGAAUUGAUGGUAAAAUACAAAAUUGGAGAAUUAGUGGAGUCUGAUCGCAAACCAGUCGAAACAAAGAUCAUUGACUGGGAAAUGUACAAAUCUACCAACAAAACAGCUUCAUCCUCAUCACCGAGCUCUCUCAAUUCAUGGUUAAUCACAUUAUCGCUGGGACUCGUGGCCACUAUUGUGUACCGUAUCUUUCUCCAAGCUUAGGUGAAGUGAUCGAAGUUUCUGAGGACAAUUAUUAUUACAGAAAUUCAUUUGAUAGAUAGAGUUCAUCUAUGAAUUUUAUAAUAUGCCGCUUGAAAUUUAUUAAAAUGUUUCUAUUGAAAUCAAGCUGUUCAAACUGGGUCGAAAUAAAUUAAAUUUUAG
This is a messenger RNA of Phaedon cochleariae (mustard beetle), 664 nucleotides long. The record is from the annotation of a GenBank genome assembly. Lineage: Eukaryota; Metazoa; Arthropoda; Insecta; Coleoptera; Chrysomelidae.